This is a messenger RNA of Aplosporella prunicola CBS 121167, 1878 nucleotides long. RefSeq lists its product as uncharacterized. Gene Ontology annotation, molecular function: ATP hydrolysis activity; ATP binding; ribosomal small subunit binding. Lineage: Eukaryota; Fungi; Ascomycota; Dothideomycetes; Botryosphaeriales; Aplosporellaceae. The transcript is spliced from 4 exons. The record is from RefSeq and is a predicted model, not a curated record. Bases 177 to 1697 code for a protein of 506 amino acids. Gene Ontology annotation, biological process: translational initiation; ribosomal subunit export from nucleus; translational termination.
GCAAGAAUGCAAAAAGUCCUGUCCUGUCGUCAGGACGGGCAAGCUCUGCAUUGAAGUCGAGCCCACCUCCAAAAUCGCUUUCAUCUCCGAGCGCCUUUGUAUAGGUUGCGGUAUCUGCCCGAAGAAAUGUCACCCACAGAUACUCGGCGAACAGCUUCAAGCUGCACAGACUGCCCAUGCCGCGUCCGGGCCAGGUUCUGGGUCUGGUUGGUACGAACGGUAUCGGCAAGAGUACGGCGCUCAAGAUUCUCAGCGGCAAACUCAAGCCGAACUUGGGACGCUAUGACAACCCGCCAGACUGGGAGGAGAUCUUGAAGUACUUCCGCGGUUCUGAGCUUCAGAACUACUUCACCAAAGUUUUGGAGGAUGACUUGAAAGCGGUUAUCAAGCCUCAAUAUGUCGACCAGAUCCCUAAGGCUAUCAAGGCCGCCGACAAGAGGGUCGGUACGCUCAUUUCAGGCCGUGCGCAGAACGACAACCUCGACGAGAUCCUUGAUGAGUUGGAGCUGAGGCAGGUCUAUGAUCGCGAGGUUCAGCUUCUCUCCGGUGGUGAGAUGCAGCGUUUCGCCAUCGGUUCCGUUUGCGUCCAGAAGGCGGACGUGUACAUGUUCGAUGAACCCUCUUCUUUCCUCGAUGUCAAGCAACGUCUGCAGGCCGGUAAGAUGAUCCGGAACCUCCUGCGCCCUGAUGACUACGUCAUUGUUGUCGAGCACGAUUUGUCUGUCCUCGACUACCUGUCCGACUUCAUUUGUCUUUUGUACGGCAAGCCCGCGGUCUACGGUGUUGUUACCCUCCCGUCCUCAGUUAGGGAAGGUAUCAACAUCUUCCUUGACGGUCACAUUCCCUCGGAAAACCUUCGUUUCCGUGAAGAGUCCCUUCAGUUCCGUAUCGGCGAUGCCAGCGACGAUCUUACCAACGACAAGACCCGCGCCUACAGCUACCCUGCUAUGGAGAAGACAAUGGGCAACUUCCACCUGGCGAUCGAAUCCGGCAAGUUCACCGACUCUGAGAUCAUCGUCAUGAUGGGUGAGAACGGUACCGGCAAGACGACGUUCUGUAAGAUGCUGGCAGGUGCUCUGAAGCCCGACAGUGGCAAGAGUGUCCCUCAGAUGAACAUCUCUAUGAAGCCCCAGACGAUCACUCCCAAGUUCCAGGGUACUGUCCGCCAGCUCUUCUUCAAGAAGAUCAAGGCUGCUUUCCUCAACCCGCAGUUCCAGACCGAUGUCUACAAGCCGCUCAAGAUGGAUGACUUCAUCGACCAGGAAGUCCAGAACCUGUCUGGUGGUGAAUUGCAGCGUGUCGCCAUUUGCUUGGCUCUUGGUAUCCCUGCCGACAUCUAUCUCAUCGACGAGCCUAGCGCUUACCUCGACUCCGAGCAACGUAUUGUGGCAUCUCGCGUCAUUAAGCGUUUCAUCAUGCACUCGAAGAAGACUGCUUUCAUCGUCGAGCACGAUUUCAUCAUGGCCACCUACCUUGCUGACCGUGUCAUUGUCUUUGGCGGUCAACCGUCCAAAGACGCGCUCGCGGAGACUCCCGAGUCGCUGCUGACGGGCUGCAACAAGUUCCUGAAGAGUCUGGAUGUCACCUUCCGUCGCGAUCCUAACUCGUACCGCCCGCGUAUCAACAAGUACAACUCCCAGAUGGACCAGGAGCAGAAGUUGGCUGGCAACUACUUCUUCUUGGAAGAAGAAUCUUGAAAGGGCGUUCCAAAACAGGAAUAUCCGCCUCGUCAUGAUAUCCCUUCGGUUUCUGGCGUUCUAGGGGCAUCGGCAGCAAAAAAGGCGAGCAUGAAGCGGAGUAAGGGUGGGCGUGGACUUUUGGCAGAGGAGGAAUCUGUCAACGAUGACGAUGAUGAGGACGGCAUCCACCGGCCGCAGU